GGCAGUCAUGUGAUUGUCUUCCCUGUGUUUGGGGCAGGAAGAUGGCGGCCGGGUCGUUCUUCGUACCUCUCUCCUUCCUCCUUGUACUGGUGGUGCCAUGGCAUGCUGCCACCUCCCAGCAAGUGCCCGUCCUGCUGUGGUCCAGCGAGGGCUCCCUCUGGUCAGCGCAGCCCAGCGCACAUGGCGGACACGUGACAACCGAUCUCCAGCUGGGUCAGUACCUGGACGCGGCUCUCAGCACUGGACCCAGGAAUGUUCUGCUGUUCCUCCAAGAGAAGUUGAGCGUUGAAGACUUCACAGCAUUCGGCGGAGUCUAUGGGAACAAACAAGACAGCGCCUUCCCGAAUCUGGAGAACAUCAUGGAGUCGUCACCGUCCUCCUUGGUGCUGCCCGCCGUAGACUGGUACGCUGCCAACAUCUUGCCAACUUACCUAAAGGAGAAGCUGGGUGUGAGCCCCCUGCACGUGGAUCAGUCGACCCUAUUGGAGCUGAGGCUGAAUGAGAGUAUCCCGUCACUGCUGAUUGUGCAGCUGCCCUAUGCCAACAGUGCCGGAGUAAUGGCAGCUAAAGACGUCCUCCGAGCAAACGAUGAAGUGAUAGGACAGGUGCUGAGCACCCUGAAAUCAGAAGGUAUCCCUUACACCGCCCUCCUCACAGCCCUCAGGCCAUCGCGGGUUACCAGGGAGAAUGACUUUGCUGUGGGCAGUUUUGGGCGCCAGUUGUUGGCGACCGCUACACCGACACCCGCUUACCCUCCUCUGUCUUACAACGGAACCCAGAAUAUUCCCUGCAUCCUGUUUUGGGCCUCGAACAUCACGGUGUCUAUGGAUCGGGAGGUGGAACUGACUAAUGCCACGUUCCGGGAGACGGGUGACAUCACGAGCGGCUCCUUCUGCAACAGCUCUGCUGCCAGGCUCGAGCUAAAUUACAACGGUGGGAUCAGAAUUGUCUUCGAACUGGCGAGCCGCUGGUAUCCAGUAUCCGGACGACCCUGGUUCACUCUGAACCGUGUGUUAUUAUUUAACGGAACAGUCAACGCCACCUUCCUGGCUCCUCAGGUGAACGCUCCCAGUAACUACUCCUUCCACUGUCAGUAUGUCAGCAAUCUGCCCACACACGGUCCGCUCCUGGUGAAGAAUACCACCGACGAUUCCCCUGCCAGCAACUGGCGCCUCACCAUCACUGAUUUCCAGAUUCAGGCCUUUAACGUGACCAGCGUCCAGUUUAAUUACGCCAGUGACUGCGCCGGAUUCUUCUCUCCCGGCAUCUGGAUGGGUCUCAUCACCACUCUGCUCUUCGUCUUCAUCCUGACGUACGGACUCCACAUGGUGAUGAGCCUCAAGACCAUGGAUCGCUUUGAUGACCCCAAAGGACCAUCCAUCUCUGUGCCCCAGAACGAGUGACCUCCCCCCGCACCCGUCCAUGCCAUCCCCUCCUGUGUCCAGGCCCUGAUACAUUCCGCCCCCCCACCCCGACUGUCACCUUCUCACGUCCUCCUCCAUGCGCCCCGUGGGUGAGAGAGUAGGUUCACCCUUGUGUUGUGAGUGGUUGGUCUCCUGUGCGCUUUGUAUAUAAUUUACCUUUACAGAUUAGAAUGGCUGAGGCAUCAAAGACCUCGUACCUCAGUCUUCACUUCCUAGUAUGGAGGUCAGGCUUUGGAGGAGGUCCCUCUCUCUCUCUUUUUAUUGUUUACUUUCCUGUAAAAGUAUUUGGGAUUUGAAGGGUUAAUGUUCUCCUCCUUAGACCUGCACACGAGGGUCUCGUGCUCUGAGCAGAGAAUUACUUGAAAGCAGGGACUUCCAGGUCCUCCUACUGCCACAUGGGCACAACAUGGCGCCGCAAACAGCAAAUAUCCCCCGAGUGUCCAGCAGGGGGAGCUACAAGGAUGUAAAAACUCUCUAGAAUGUGUGCAUAGUACCAAGAAACGCUAUUUAUUUGUGUGUGUGGAGCGGCUGGGAUCUGUAGUACAUUGACGGCUCUAGUGACGUGAUCCCGUGUCGUGCACUGUUUGGCGGAUUUUCGCUCGUUUCCAUGAACAGGACGUGCGAUCCUCUGUAACUCUUCACUGUAUAACUUAUGAGAAAUGAAAUAAAAUCUACCUGUGGUCGUGUGUGGA
Molecule: messenger RNA, 2116 nt
Organism: Bufo gargarizans (Asiatic toad)
Lineage: Eukaryota; Metazoa; Chordata; Amphibia; Anura; Bufonidae
Gene: ATP6AP1
Product: ATPase H+ transporting accessory protein 1
Exons: 10
Coding region: 42-1403 (453 amino acids)
Cellular component (GO): proton-transporting V-type ATPase complex
Source: RefSeq, a predicted model, not a curated record